UGGGGAGCCCCUAACACAACAUCAAUAUCAUGUUCCCUUGCUGAUGUCAUGAGUGAACAGCUGGCGAAAGAGCUACAGCUGGAAGAAGAAAAUGCUGCUUUUCCUGAAGUGGUUGCUGUUGCUGAAGGACCAUUUAUUACAGGAGAAAGUGUUGACACUUCGAGUGACCUAAUGCUAGCUCAGAUGCUGCAGAUGGAAUUUGACAGGGAAUAUGAUGCACAGCUUCGGCGUGAGGAGAAGAAGAUCAAUGGAGAUAGCAAAGUCUCCAUAUCCUUUGAAAAUUAUCGCAAGGUGCAUCCCUAUGACAGUGACAGCUCAGAGGAUGAGGUUGAUUGGCAGGAUACCCGUCAUGAUCCUUACAGAGCAGAUAAGCCUACCACUACACCAAGAAAGGGUUUCAUUGGAAAAGGAAAAGACAUUACUACUAAACAUGAUGAAGUGGUAUGUGGAAGAAAAAACACUGCUCGCAUGGAAAAUUUUGCACCUGAAUUCCAAGUUGGGGAUGGAAUUGGGAUGGACUUAAAGCUGUCAAAUCAAGUCUUCAAUGCCUUAAAGCAGCAUGCGUACUCCGAGGAACGUCGGAGUGCAAGACUCCAUGAAAAGAAGGAGCACUCUACUGCUGAGAAAGCAGUGGAUCCUAAAACACGUUUGCUUCUGUACAAGAUGGUCAAUGCUGGGAUGCUGGAGACCAUCACAGGCUGCAUCAGCACAGGAAAAGAAUCUGUUGUUUUUCAUGCAUAUGGAGGAAAUGUACCUGAAGAUAAAGUUAUACCUCCAGAAUGUGCCAUCAAAGUGUUUAAAACAACUCUUAAUGAAUUCAAGAACCGUGACAAGUACAUUAAGGAUGACUACAGAUUUAAAGAUCGCUUCAGUAAAUUGAACCCACGGAAGAUUAUUCGCAUGUGGGCUGAGAAAGAAAUGCAUAACUUAACAAGAAUGCAAAAUGCAGGAAUUCCUUGUCCUCAAGUUGUUAUCCUUAAGAAACACGUCUUGGUUAUGUCUUUCAUUGGCCAGGAUCAAGUCCCAGCUCCUAAACUAAAGGAUGUAACACUUAGUAGUGAAGAUAUGAAAAAGGCCUACUGUCAGAUUCUUAACAUGAUGCAACAGUUGUAUAAGGACUGUAACCUGGUCCAUGCAGAUCUGAGUGAAUACAACAUGCUUUGGCAUGAUGGGAAGGUCUGGCUUAUUGAUGUUAGUCAGUCUGUGGAGCCAACCCAUCCUCAUGGACUUGAGUUUUUGUUCAGAGACUGUAGGAACGUUUCACAGUUCUUCCAGAAAGGAGGUGUGACAGAAGCACUUAAUGAGCGUGAACUCUUCAAUGCUGUCUCAGGUUUAAAUAUUACAGCUGAUAACGAAGUAGACUUCCAAGCAGAGAUUGAAGCUUUGGAGAAGAUGAAUGAAGAUCACGUGCAGAAUCAUGGAAAGAAACUGUCAGUGUUUUCAAGCGAUGGAGACCCACCUAUAUAUGAUGAAUAGCACUGAGUGUAUAGCUGCUAACAAAUAGAAACACAAAUUUACUGCCUCUAACUGUGUUGGUGCAGUGGUAAAUGUCAACUGCCAAUGUCAAGAGAGAGUGGUUGACUGGGAAUACCAAAGUGGGAAACAUGGUGAGCAGUCAGUGAUGCCUCAGUGUUGGUUUUUUGCUUUAUUUUUUUUAACCCAGACAUCAGGCUGGCACUGUGAGAAUGGACUGUCACUACCUCU
This is a messenger RNA of Chaetura pelagica (chimney swift), 1704 nucleotides long. RefSeq names its product RIO kinase 3 (gene RIOK3). The coding region runs from base 49 to 1476 and encodes 475 amino acids. Gene Ontology annotation, cellular component: preribosome, small subunit precursor; cytosol. Gene Ontology annotation, biological process: protein phosphorylation; maturation of SSU-rRNA. The transcript has 12 exons. Lineage: Eukaryota; Metazoa; Chordata; Aves; Apodiformes; Apodidae. Gene Ontology annotation, molecular function: protein serine/threonine kinase activity; ATP binding. The record is from RefSeq and is a predicted model, not a curated record.